Molecule: messenger RNA, 912 nt
Organism: Fusarium oxysporum Fo47
Lineage: Eukaryota; Fungi; Ascomycota; Sordariomycetes; Hypocreales; Nectriaceae
Product: SDR family NAD(P)-dependent oxidoreductase
Exons: 3
Coding region: 1-912 (303 amino acids)
Molecular function (GO): oxidoreductase activity, acting on the CH-OH group of donors, NAD or NADP as acceptor
Source: RefSeq, a predicted model, not a curated record
AUGUCGCUUCCAGGACUCAAGACAUUACAUAAGAAGCCUUACCCCGUUAUCUACCCUACUCGUCCAGAACUCAGCCAAGAGGGCCGCACGAUCCUCAUUACAGGAGGAAACAGCGGCAUAGGCUUCUCUAUCGCUCGUUCCUUUGUAAUUUCCAAGGCAAAGCGAGUCAUUGUUGCAUCUCGCCGACAUGACUCUAUCCAGACUGCUGUGAGCAAGCUGGCGAAACAGGCUAAAGAUAGUGGUUCGCCGACCGCUGCUGAAGGGCGUGUCUGUGACGUGGGAGAUCUGAACUCUACUGCCUCGCUUUGGCAGGGGCUCAAGGAUGAUGGGAUACACGUCGACACGCUAGUCCUCAGCGCGGCAUCACUGGGUAAAAACAAGCCUCUGCUAGAAGCCGGACGUGAUGGAGUCUGGGAUGACUUUGAAACAAACACACGCGCUACCAUUGACUUCACCACCAGGUUUUAUGGCCAAGAGGCUCAGGGGAUUGAGACACACAAAGCCUUGAUUAGUCUCAGUACUUGUGUGACCUACAUGAGGCAUUACGCAAGUGACCGUCCGUCAUAUGGCAUCACGAAGCUUGCUGGUACAGACUACCUCCAACAGCUAGCGUUUGAAGUUGGCCCGAAAAAAAUGCAGAUAUCUAUUUUUCAUCCUGGCAUCAUCUUCAAUGAACUUGCCGCGGCGCGUGGCAUGGACGAGACUACAUAUCCUUGGGAUGAUGAGAACCUUCCUGGAAACUUUGCCGUGUGGGCAGCAAGUCCCGAGGCGGAGUUUAUUCACGGACGCUUCGUCUGGGCGGCUUGGGACGUUGAGGAGCUUAAGACGCGAAUUGAAGAUGGGGUGAAGAAGAACCCGAGGUUCCUGAUGGCUGGUAUUGAGGGUCUAUCAGUGAGCAUAGAUGGUAUUUAA